CCCUCCAGAAACACCCCCCCCCAAGCCCCCCACCAUGUCAGAGUCGGAGGAGAACGGAGAGGGGCCCCCCAAGGAUCUGUCCCCCUUGGCCGAGGCCAUGGGGCAGCCCCUGGGCUGGGGGUCCGGCGAUGGCCCCGGGGGGGCGGCGGGCGUGGGGACCCCCCCGGGGCAGCGGCAGCGCCGCCCCCCCCACCCCAAGCACAAAGCCCAGGGGGGCACCGGGGGCGUCCAUCGCUCCCCCCGCGCCCUCUUCUGCCUCCGCCUCAACAACCCCAUCCGCCGGGCGGCCAUCAGCAUCGUGGAGUGGAAGCCCUUCGACAUCCUCAUCCUCGCCACCAUCUUUGCCAACUGCGUGGCCCUGGGGGUCUACAUCCCCUUCCCCGAGGACGACUCCAACACCUCCAACCACAACCUGGAGCAGGUGGAGUACGUGUUCCUCAUCAUCUUCACGGUGGAGACCUUCCUGAAGAUCAUCGCCUACGGGCUGGUGCUGCACCCCAGCGCCUACAUCCGCAACGGCUGGAACCUGCUGGACUUCGUCAUCGUCAUCGUGGGGCUGUUCAGCGUGAUCCUGGAGCAGGUGUCCCACAAGCCGGGCGAUGCCCACCACAUGAGCGGGAAGCCGGGCGGCUUCGACGUCAAGGCCCUGCGCGCCUUCCGCGUGCUGCGCCCGCUGCGCCUCGUCUCCGGCGUCCCCAGUCUCCACAUCGUGCUCAACUCCAUCAUGAAGGCGAUGGUGCCGCUGCUGCACAUCGCGCUGCUCGUGCUCUUCGUCAUCAUCAUCUACGCCAUCAUCGGCCUCGAGCUCUUCAUCGGCCGCAUGCACAAGACCUGCUUCUUCAUCGGCUCUGACCUGGAGUCGGAGGAUGACCCCUCUCCCUGCGCCUUCUCCGGGCACGGCCGCGCCUGCCUGCAGAACAACACCGAGUGCCGCGGCCGCUGGGAGGGCCCCAACGGCGGCAUCACCAACUUCGACAACUUCUUCUUCGCCAUGCUCACCGUGUUCCAGUGCAUCACCAUGGAGGGCUGGACUGAUGUGCUCUACUGGAUGCAGGAUGCCAUGGGCCACGAGCUGCCCUGGAUUUACUUCGUCAGCCUCGUCAUCUUCGGCUCCUUCUUCGUCCUCAACCUGGUGCUGGGGGUGCUGAGCGGGGAAUUCUCCAAGGAGCGAGAGAAGGCCAAGGCCCGCGGGGACUUCCAGAAGCUGCGGGAGAAGCAGCAGCUGGAGGAGGAUCUGCGGGGCUACAUGGACUGGAUCACCCAGGCCGAGCUGGAGGGCGAUGAGGAAGAGGGGGAGCAUGAGAAGCACCGUCUGACCGCCGAGGACCUGAUGGGGAAGCGGAAGCCGCGGCUGAAGUGGCUGCGCCACGCGAGUCACUCCACUGACACCCAUGCCAGCCUCCCGGGCAGCGAGACCACCUCGGUCAACACGGAGACCGUGGGGGAGGAGGAGGCGCCGCCGACCGCCUGCGACCGCUGCCUGGGCAAAAUUACAAAGACAAAAUUCUGUCGCCGCCUGCGCCGCCUGAACCGCCUGUGGCGCCGGCGCUGCCGCGCGGCCGUGAAAUCCGUGUCCUUCUACUGGACCGUGCUGCUGCUCGUGUUCCUCAACACGCUGACCAUCGCCUCCGAGCACCACGGGCAGCCGCCCUGGCUCACCGAGACACAGGCGUACGCGAACAAGGCGCUGCUGUCGCUGUUCGCCGCCGAGAUGGUGCUGAAGCUCUACGCGCUGGGCCCCUCGUGCUACUUCGCCAGCUUCUUCAACCGCUUCGACUGCUUCGUGGUGUGCGGCGGCGUGCUGGAGACCGCGCUGGUGGAGCGCGGGGCCAUGGAGCCGCUCGGCAUCUCCGUGCUGCGCUGCGUGCGCCUGCUGCGCGUCUUCAAGGUCACCCGGCACUGGGCGUCGCUGAGCAACCUGGUGGGGUCCCUGCUGAACUCCAUGAAAUCCAUCGCCUCCCUGCUGCUGCUGCUCUUCCUCUUCAUCAUCAUCUUCGCGCUCCUGGGCAUGCAGCUCUUCGGGGGCCGCUUCAGCUUCGACGAGACCCAGACCAAGCGCAGCACCUUCGACACCUUCCCGCAGGCCCUGCUCACCGUGUUCCAGAUCCUGACGGGGGAGGAUUGGAAUGCGGUGAUGUACGAUGGGAUCAUGGCCUACGGCGGCCCCGUGUUCCCCGGGAUGCUCGUCUGUGUCUACUUCGUCAUCCUCUUCAUCUGUGGGAACUACAUCCUCCUCAAUGUCUUCUUGGCCAUCGCCGUGGACAACCUGGCGGACGGUGACAACAUCAACUCCGGGGGGGACAAAAAGGACAAGGCCGGGGAGGCGGAAGCGGGGACGGAGAGCCAGGACGUGGCUGUGAAGGUUGAGGGGGAUCAACCGCAGGAGGAAGAGGAGGAGGAGGAGGAAGAGGUGGAGGAAGGUGACGAGGAGGCCGGGGGGGAGCGUGACAGCCUGGGGAGGGCCCGGCUGGAGUCCCUGGAGGAGGCCCCCAAGCCCAAGGUGACCCCGAUCCCCGAGGGCAGCGCCUUCUUCGUGCUGAGCAGCACCAACCCGCUGCGGGUGAAGUGCCACGCCCUGAUCAACCACCACAUCUUCACCAACCUCAUCCUCGUCUUCAUCAUCCUCAGCAGCAUCUCCCUGGCCGCAGAGGACCCCGUGCGCGCCCACUCGCCCCGCAACCACAUCCUGGGCUACUUCGACUACGCCUUCACCUCCAUCUUCACCGUGGAGAUCCUGCUCAAGAUGACGGUGUUCGGCGGAUUCCUGCACAAAGGCUCCUUCCUCCGCAACUGGUUCAACCUCCUGGACGUGCUGGUGGUCGGCGUCUCCCUCAUCUCCUUCGGCAUGCACUCCAGCGCCAUCUCGGUGGUGAAGAUCCUGCGCGUCCUGCGCGUCCUGCGGCCUCUGCGAGCCAUCAACCGGGCCAAGGGCCUCAAGCACGUGGUGCAGUGCGUGUUCGUGGCCAUCCGCACCAUCGGGAACAUCAUGAUUGUCACCACGCUGCUGCAGUUCAUGUUUGCCUGCAUCGGGGUGCAGCUCUUCAAGGGCAAGUUCUACAGCUGCACUGACGAGGCCAAGCACACGCCGGGAGAGUGCAAGGGGACAUUCCUGGUGUACAAGGACGGGGACGUGUCCCACCCGUCGGUCCGGGAGCGCCUCUGGCUCAACAGCGACUUCAACUUUGACAAUGUCCUGGCGGGGAUGAUGGCCCUGUUCACCGUGUCCACCUUCGAGGGGUGGCCCGCGCUGCUGUACAAGGCCAUCGAUGCCAACGCCGAGAACCAGGGGCCCAUCUACAACUACCGCGUGGAGAUCUCCAUCUUCUUCAUCGUCUACAUCAUCGUCAUCGCCUUCUUCAUGAUGAACAUCUUCGUGGGCUUCGUCAUCAUCACCUUCCGCGCGCAGGGCGAGAGCGAGUACCGCAACUGCGAGCUGGACAAGAACCAGCGGCAGUGUGUGGAGUACGCGCUGAAGGCGCAGCCGCUGCGCCGUUACAUCCCCAAGAACCGCACCCAGUACCGCGUGUGGGCCAUGGUCAACUCCACCGCCUUCGAGUACAUCAUGUUCGUCCUCAUCCUGCUCAACACCAUCGCCCUGGCCGUGCAGCACUACGAGCAGUCCAAGCCCUUCAACUACGUGAUGGACCUGCUCAACAUGGUGUUCACGGGGCUCUUCACCGUGGAGAUGGUGCUCAAGAUCAUCGCCUUCAAACCCCGGCAUUACUUCUGCGAUGCCUGGAACACGUUCGAUGCCCUCAUCGUGGUGGGCAGCGUGGUGGACAUCGCCGUCACCGAGGUCAACAACGGGGGGCACGUUGGUGAGAGCUCGGAGGACAGUUCCCGCAUCUCCAUCACCUUCUUCCGGCUCUUCCGCGUGAUGCGGUUGGUGAAGCUGCUCUCCAAGGGCGAGGGCAUCCGCACCCUGCUCUGGACCUUCGUCAAGUCCUUCCAGGCCCUGCCCUACGUCGCUCUGCUCAUCGCCAUGAUCUUCUUUAUCUACGCCGUCAUCGGGAUGCAGACCUUUGGGAAGGUGGCGCUGCAGGACGGGACCCAGAUCAACCGCAACAACAACUUCCAGACCUUCCCCCAGGCCGUGCUGCUGCUCUUCAGGUGUGCCACGGGGGAGGCGUGGCAGGAGAUCAUGCUGGCCAGCCUGCCGGGCAAGCGCUGCGACCCCGAGUCGGACGCGGGCCCGGGGGAGGAGUUCACCUGCGGCAGCAACUUCGCCAUCGCCUACUUCAUCAGCUUCUUCAUGCUCUGCGCCUUCCUGAUCAUCAACCUGUUCGUGGCUGUGAUCAUGGACAACUUCGAUUACCUGACACGCGACUGGUCCAUCCUGGGCCCACACCACCUGGACGAGUUCAAGCGCGUGUGGUCCGAGUAUGACCCCGCGGCCAAGGGCCGCAUCAAGCACCUGGACGUGGUGACGCUGCUGCGCCGGAUCCAGCCCCCGCUGGGCUUUGGGAAGCUCUGCCCACACCGUGUGGCCUGCAAGCGCCUGGUGGCCAUGAACAUGCCCCUCAACUCGGACGGGACCGUCACCUUCAACGCGACGCUCUUCGCUCUGGUCCGCACCUCCCUCAAGAUCAAGACAGAAGGGAACCUGGAUGUGGCCAACAAGGAGCUUCGGGCUGUGGUGAAGAAGAUCUGGAAGAGGACGAAGCCGAAGCUGCUGGACGAGGUCAUCCCCCCGCCCGAGGAGGAGGAGGUCACCGUUGGAAAGUUCUACGCCACCUUCCUGAUCCAGGACUAUUUCCGCAAGUUCCGGCGGCGGAAGGAGCGGGGGAUGCUGGGCGCCAGCGCAGGCCCCAGCAACGAGUGUGCGCUGCAGGCCGGGCUGCAGACGCUGCAGGCGCUGGGCCCUGAGAUGCGCCGGGCACUGAGUGACCUGGAGGGGGACGAGGGCGGGGACGCCCCUUCGGAGGAGCCACUCACCUAUGCAGCCCCCGAGACGCUGUACGGCUCCGCCCCCGGCUCCCCCCUGCUCUCGGAGCCGCCCCCCGUCCCCAGCCCCGCUCCCACCGAAGGGGAGGACCCCGCGCCCCCCUCCCACGGCAGGCGGCGCUCCGACGGGGGGGACCAGGACGAGGAAGCGCCCGCCGAGGAUGUGGAGGAGCCGGGAGGGGAGCCGGGGGACGUCAGCCACGACGAGGACCUGGAGAGCUCGGCACCGCCCCGGCGCCGCUGGGUCGGGGACAGGGCACCGGGACCCCCGCGCUGGGCGGCGGAGCUGCCCCGGGGGGGGUCGCUGCCGCUGCCCCCCCGGCACUUCGCGCUCGGCAGCGGCGCUCGCGAGGGGCAGCAACUGAAACGGCGCCGGCUCCUGCCCCCCACCCCCGCGGGCCGGAAGCCCUCCUUCACCAUCCAGUGCCUGCGACGCCAGGGUAGCUGCGAAGACGAGCCCAUCCCGGGCACGUACAACCCCUCGGGCCCGCCCGGCCCCGCCCGGCCGCAGGGCUACGGCAGCUCCGAGACCUGGCGCCUGGGGGGCUCCUCGCAGGCCUGGGCGGCCCCGGCCCGCGGGCACGUUCUGUACGCGCCCCUCAUCCUGGUGGAGGGGGCUCCGGCGGCGGGGGGCAGCCUGCCCCCGCUCAACCGCUGGUUCCCCCCGGCGCCGCUGCGCCUGCGGCCCUGCGGGCCCCACGAUGCCCUGGCCCGAGGCUCGGCCGACAGCCUGGUGGAAGCCGUGCUGAUCUCGGAGGGGCUGGGGCUGUUCGCCCGCGACCCCAAGUUCGUGGCGGUGGCCAAGCGCGAGAUCGCCGACGCGUGCGACAUGACGAUGGACGAGAUGGAGAGCGCGGCCGCCGACCUGCUGACCCGGCGCCGCGCCCCGCCCGCGCCCGCCGUCUACAGCGACGAGGAACCGCUGCGGCCGCCGGCGGAGGAGGAGCUAGCGGACGAGAUGGGCUGGGCCGGCGGGGUCUAGAACCCGGCACAACGGGGCCGGGAGGGCUGGCUCUAGAACCCGGCAAACAGGACUGAACGGGCCGGCUCUAGAACCCAGCACCGCGGGACCGAACGGGCCGGCUCUAGAACCCGGCAAACAGGGCCGGACUGGCCGGCUCUAGAACCCAGCACCGCGGGGCCGGACGGGCCGGCUCUAGAACCCGGCACCGCGGGACUGGACGUGCCGGCUCUAGAACCCGGCACCGACGCCGGACCUUGUGAGGGCAAAGUUACCUCAGGAAAAAAAAGGGAUUUUUAUCAGAAAGGUUUUGAUUUUUUUUCCUCACAAGGAGGGAUUUCCUCUGGAAAAUGGGUAUUUGCCGCACUGAUGGGGUUUUUUUCCUGAAAAAUGUGGUUUUUUUCCUUAGGAAAAGGGGUAUUUGCCUCAAGGCUCUGGAACCCAGCACCGACGCCGGACCUCGUGAGGGCAAAGUUACCUCAGGAAAAAAAAGGGAUUUUUAUCAGAAAGAUUUUGAUUUUUUUCCUCACAAGGAGGGAUUUCCUCUGGAAAAGGGGUAUUUGCUGCACGGAUGUUUUUUUUCCCUGAAAUAUGUGGUUUUUUUCCCUCAGGAUAAGGGGUAUUUGCCUCAAGGCUUUAGAACCCGGCACCGACGCCGGACCUUGUGAGGGCAAAGUUACCUCAGGAAAAAAAAGGGAUUUUUAUCAGAAAGAUUUUGAUUUUUUUCCUCACAAGGAGGGAUUUCCUCUGGAAAAGGGGUAUUUGCUGCACGGAUGUUUUUUUUCCCUGAAAUAUGUGGUUUUUUUCCCUCAGGAUAAGGGGUAUUUGCCUCAAGGCUUUAGAACCCGGCACCGACGCCGGACCUUGUGAGGGCAAAGUUACUUCAGGAAAAAAAGGGAUUUUUAUCAAAAAGGUUUUGAUUUUUUUCCUCACACAAUGAGGGUUUUCUUCUGGAAAAGGGGUAUUUGCCGCAUGGAUGGGUUUUAUCCUGAAAAAGGUGGGGUUUUUCCUCAGGAAAAAGGGUAUUUGCCUCAAGGCUCUGGAACCCAGCACCGACGCCAGACCUCGUGAGGGCAAAGUUACCUCAGGAAAAAAGGGAUUUUUAUCAAAAAGGUUUUGAUUUUUUUCCUCACACAAUGAGGGUUUUCUUCUGGAAAAGGGGUAUUUGCCUCACGGAUGGGUUUUUUUCCUGAAAAAGGUGGGGUUUUCCCUCAGGAAAAGGGGUAUUUGCCUCAAAAAAAGGAAGUUUUUACUCUAAGUGUGUUUUCCUUCAAAAUAACCAAACCGUAUUUUCCUAAGGAAAAGGGAGUGUUCCUCAAAAAAGGAAGGGAUUUACCUCAAAAACGGAUUUUUUUUUUUGUCUGGAACAGAGAUAUGUGUUAAAGGUGGGGGGAAAGUAUCAUCAGAAAAUGAAUUUUUUCCUCAGAAAAAGUUUUUUCCUCAAAAAACCCACCCAAAACCACACACAUCCCCACAUCAACUAUUUUUUCCCUCCAAAAGGACGUUUUCGCUAAAAAAAAAAAAAAAAAGGGAUUUUGCCUCAAUUUAGAAAAAUGAGGGCGUUAUGUAAAAAAAAAAAAAAUUAUAAAGAAAGGAGGGGUUUGCCUCAGAAAAAAAAAAUAGGUGUUUUCCUCCAGAAAAAGAUUAUUUGCCUUAAAUUUGCUGCUCAGAGGAGGGUUUUCCUCAGGAA
Messenger RNA from Vidua chalybeata, 7595 nucleotides. RefSeq names its product calcium voltage-gated channel subunit alpha1 F (gene CACNA1F). The record is from RefSeq and is a predicted model, not a curated record. Gene Ontology annotation, cellular component: voltage-gated calcium channel complex; membrane. Gene Ontology annotation, molecular function: high voltage-gated calcium channel activity. The transcript is spliced from 48 exons. NCBI's taxonomy places the organism in Eukaryota, Metazoa, Chordata, Aves, Passeriformes, Viduidae. Gene Ontology annotation, biological process: calcium ion import across plasma membrane. Bases 35 to 5926 code for a protein of 1963 amino acids.